AAAAAAAAAAAAAGGUAUGAGAUGGAUGCACGCCUAGACAGUUGACAAAUAUAGGGUUACAUAGGUGUAAAUGAAAAUAGGGUGAUUUACAUCCACCUCUCCUAACUUUUGCCCAAAUUACAUUACCACUCUAAAAUUCCAUUUAUUACAUUUAAACUCACAAAAUUGACACUGUUAGCAUCGUUUUUUGGGUUAGGCGGUGAGGUUCAUUGAAAAUUUUCGAAAACCCAAAAUUUCCCUUCAAUAUCUUCAACCCAACAGGCGAAGUUCUCCGACGACGAACCAGGCGAAGGCAAGCAAACCGCGAGCGACGGGAAGGCUUCUCCUCUCCGGCGAAGGGUACUCUAAACGCGACGGGUUCUCCUCUUCGGCGAAGGCAAAGUGGGAGCGACGGGAGGGCUUCUCCUCUCCGUCUCAGGUGGAAGUUUUGAGAGCACCAGGAAUCUCAGGCGACGAGCAACGGAGAUGUUCGACAGGUGACUUAAUUUCUGUGUGUAUUCACCAACCCGAGACGCAAGGGUGUCUUCGAUUUCAGGUAAUUUCAAACUUCGUGCGGAUUGGUCAGAAUUGGCUCUGAAAUAUGGAGAUAACAAUCGUCAUUGUCACCGUCGGAGGAAGAGGAAGCCCACGUGGCACUAGCACAACGGAGCCGAAGACAAUCUCGAAACGAUUUCCAGCUCUUGCGAAUGGGACCAGACAUGCCUCUGGUGCCUGAUAUACUUGGUUUUUUGGAGGUUUGAUAUUUGAUUUAUAGAAUCGGCAAUACUUUAGAUCCGAUCGAUUUGUAGAUUGACGUCAAAUCUUUAGUUAUUUUGAAUCCAAAUAACGAAAAAAUCAGGUGAAAUUUGAGGGAGAUGGCGAGGUUCUAUUCCAUAUAAUGGAUGAUGAUGAUUUUAGAUCUAUUUUGAGGAGUUCAUGUGUGGAUGUCUGGACUUUCAUAGACACAGCAAUCUGUGUUGCCUCCACCGACUACAGAAACGAAUUGAAAGAUCGAAGAGAUGGAAUCAUUGAGCGGCUUUAUACACCUACGAUUCCCCGUUGUAAGAACUGUGAUCUUGAUUCGAUGAAGUCAAAUAACAAAGAGAUUAAGAAAGUACAGUCCGAAGAUUCUCUGAUAAAUUUAUUACAAAGCCUAGCAGACAUGGAUAUAACAUUUAAGGCUCUUAAGAAAGUGUGA
Molecule: messenger RNA, 1177 nt
Organism: Macadamia integrifolia
Lineage: Eukaryota; Viridiplantae; Streptophyta; Magnoliopsida; Proteales; Proteaceae
Product: probable mediator of RNA polymerase II transcription subunit 26c
Exons: 2
Coding region: 878-1177 (99 amino acids)
Source: RefSeq, a predicted model, not a curated record